GCGACGCGCGCCGCCGUCGCCGCCAUCACCAGGACCACGCGUUCAGCUCGAUCUACCCCGUCACUUUCAUCCAGGUAGGUAGGUAUAUGGCUACCAAGUCAACCAGCACUAGCAAGAACACCUCGUAUUGACAGCAGAUCUGCCAGAUUUACUUGUCUUGUUCAUCAUAGUCUUUCUUCUCCUCCACCCUCAUUCUAUUUCACCCUUUCCGAGUGCCACUCCUCCCUAUCGGCAUCGCUUCCCUUGGAGAUCUCGCCAGAAAUGGUGGACUCGAAUCCUGUCCCUUCAUCCUCACCAGGGUUUGGAACCCCCGCCUUCCCCUUCCGAAAGAGCAGGCCCAGUGCGCUCCCUACAAGGACGUCAAUCCUCCCCAUACUGCUUCCUCCUUCGACUCUCCGGCCUGUGGCCUUCCGUACUUUCACCCGCAAGCACAACCUGACGAUUUCAUCCUCUGCGCUUCAAACUCUAGCGGCAUUCGUGGGAAAGCAUUGUGGCUCGGGAUGGCGCGAAGAGGGUCUCGCAGAAAGGGUACUCGAUGAAGUGGCCAAGGGCUGGAAAAAAGCUGGUGGUGGCGUCAUUGUCGAUGAAGGUAAAGGGGCCUCGCUGAGAGCUAUUUUACAGACCUUGGAGGGUAAUAUGAGUGGGGGUAGGGUUGUUCCUGGGAAGCAGACUUCGGCAGAUGAGGUCCCUGGGGGAACGACAAGCCCGGGUCAGGGCAGCAGACGCUCGAGAACAGAGACCCCAUUAUCUGCGACGAUAGCGCCGGAAGGUGAAGAUUUAGUAGAGAGCCCCGACUCAACCUCACACCCGAGACAUUGGAUCAGGGUCAUUGAAGCAUUUGAAAUUCCCCGAUUGACCUAUAAUGCGGACAAGAAAUACUUCGAAGUUGCGAGAUCGAAACCCACGCUAUUUCCUCCGUCCUCUCAGAGGACUAAUCUGUUCAGAGACCGUUAUAACAUUGUUCAUCAACGUUUGCUUCGGCACGAGUCGUUCCAGUUACCAUCCAGAUCUUCCGGCAUGUUGCAACAAUCAUCAUCUUUCUCAGCGUUCAGUCAAGGCUACAAGCUCACACCAAUCGCAAAUCUACUCGGGAGGAAUGGUACAUCACACCUGAUUCUCGGCUUACUUUCGGUGUCACCCACGGGAGACCUGACUGUGAGUGACUUGACUGGGAGCAUCGCUCUGGAUCUUAGACACGCGCGAAUGGUGCCUGGAGAUGGUGCCUGGCUUGCUCCGGGCAUGUUUGUCCUCGUCGAUGGAAUUUAUGAAGAAGAGGAGAACAUCAGGGGAUCUACCCUGGGCGGUAAUGCCGGGGUGGGGGGAGCCAUUGGGGGGGUCUUCAUGGGCGUUUCCAUAUGUGGCCCUCCCUGUGAGCGACGGGAGACAUCGCUGGGGAUGAAUAACCAACAAAAUGGCAGAGAGGUCAGCUCUAGUGGAGGCCUCGGAUGGAUUGAUUUUCUGGGAGUCGGGAGUGAGCGUGCACGUGGUCCAAGAAUGAGACAGAUUGAGGCACAAUAUCUACAAGACGCGCAUGGAAGCGCCAAGAGUGGUCGCCGGCUAAGAGUGGCCGUUCUGGGCGAAGUGAACCUUGAUAAUAUGCGGACUUUCGAUGCGUUGAGGAGAGUUUUCGGUGUUUAUAAUGAUUUGCGUCUGGAGGAGCGGCCAAGCAUAUUCGUCCUGACCGGAAACUUCGUACAGAAAGCUAUUAUAAACAGCAGCGGCCAGGCGGGCAGCAUCGAGUACAAGGAAUAUUUCGAUGCGCUUUCGUUGACACUAUCCGACUUCCCUACAUUGUUGCAGCACUCGACGUUCAUUUUCGUUCCAGGCGAUAAUGACCCAUGGUCAUCGGCUUUUUCAGCCGGUGCUGCUUCCUCGAUACCGCGCCAUGCAAUUCCAGAGCUGUUUACUACCAGGGUGAAGCGUGCAUUCGCUACUGCCAACUCACAAGUAGACCCUACCCGGUCAUCUGAGCCACCUGGUGAAGCAAUCUGGACAUCAAAUCCUUCCCGCCUUACCCUAUUUGGGCCCGUCCAUGACAUUGCAAUAUUCCGGGACGACAUAUCGAGUCGACUAAGACGCAGUGCCGUGAAUCUUUCCUAUGGCACCGACGACGCUAUGGGUGGAGAAGAUGUGAACGCGGCCCCUAAAGAUAUCAGCCCUCUGAAAUUCAGCGACCGGGCUAGCGACCAGAGCCUACAGGCAGGCACCAACUCUUACAUAGCCUCAUCUGCCACGCUCUUUGCUCGAAAGCUUGUGAAAUCAAUCCUAGACCAAGGGAAUCUGUCGCCCUUCCCGCUUUCUUUGCGGCCUGUUCUGUGGGACUAUGUCUCCUCAUUACAACUGUAUCCGCUACCCACUGCACUUAUAUUGGCUGACCCCGAGGCUGCGCCGUUCUGUAUAACCUAUGAAGACUGUCACGUGAUGAACCCCGGGAGGCUUGUUCCGGACGGAGAGCUACCAACUGUUCGAUGGGUCGAAUAUGAUGUCCUUAGGAAUCGAGGCAAGGUAAAGCAAGAACGCUUGUAGCCGGAUCACACACACCCACAUUAUCAUAGGAGUCGAGGGAGUUAUGGAGCUUUUGGAAGUCAGGACGGGUCUAAGGCGCUGAGUGCUUGAGAUCUUUCUUUUUUUCUAUCCUCAGCUGGGGCUCUAGGCAAUGAAUUUUCGUGUACAUAUUUGAAGUAUAGUGUGAUAAUGACAGCUACAUGCGAUGAAAAUGCAGCCAU
Aspergillus ibericus CBS 121593 is the source of this 2726-nucleotide messenger RNA. Its product is annotated as DNA polymerase epsilon noncatalytic subunit. Gene Ontology annotation, molecular function: DNA binding. NCBI's taxonomy places the organism in Eukaryota, Fungi, Ascomycota, Eurotiomycetes, Eurotiales, Aspergillaceae. The record is from RefSeq and is a predicted model, not a curated record. Bases 262 to 2526 code for a protein of 754 amino acids. Gene Ontology annotation, cellular component: epsilon DNA polymerase complex. The transcript has a single exon. Gene Ontology annotation, biological process: error-prone translesion synthesis; DNA-templated DNA replication.